This is a messenger RNA of Puntigrus tetrazona (Sumatra barb), 3062 nucleotides long. It is a transcript of the gene ctsl.1, whose product is annotated as cathepsin L.1. The transcript is spliced from 16 exons. Gene Ontology annotation, cellular component: lysosome. Gene Ontology annotation, biological process: immune response. Gene Ontology annotation, molecular function: cysteine-type endopeptidase activity. The record is from RefSeq and is a predicted model, not a curated record. The coding region runs from base 158 to 2368 and encodes 736 amino acids. Lineage: Eukaryota; Metazoa; Chordata; Actinopteri; Cypriniformes; Cyprinidae.
UCCCUUUUUUUUCUUUUGCACUCAGCAUCAGUAGUUCUUUUAUGAGUUUAUGACAGGCACCUGAUUAGAGACAAUAAAAACUCCUAUAUAAACACAGACCUUCGUUCUGGUAAACACUGACAGGCCGGGUGACGAACAUUAAGGAAACCACCACAAGAUGAGGGUUUUGGUCAUUGCUGCUGCUUUUCUGGCUGUUGCCAGCGCUGCCAGUCUUUCUCUGGAGGACUUGGAGUUUCACGCAUGGAAAAUGAAAUUUGGUAAGAUCUACCGUUCUGUGGAGGAAGAGUCUCAGCGUAAGCAGACCUGGAUGUCCAAUCGCAAACUGGUUUUGGUCCACAACAUGAUGGCAGAUCAGGGCAUCAAAUCCUACAGGCUUGGCAUGACAUACUUUGCUGACAUGAGCAACGAGGAAUACAGGCAGGUGGUGUUCCGUGGAUGCCUGGGCUCCAUGAAUAACACUAAGGCCCGUGGUGGUGCUACCUUCUUCCGGCUGAAGGAUGCUGUUGUGCUGCCCAGUUCUGUGGACUGGAGGGACAAGGGCUAUGUGACUGAUGUUAAAGACCAGAAAGAUUGUGGAUCAUGCUGGGCUUUCAGUACAACUGGUUCCCUGGAGGGUCAGACAUUCAAGAAGACAGGAAAACUGGUGUCUCUGAGUGAGCAGCAGCUGGUGGACUGCUCUGGUUCUUUUGGGAACAUGGGCUGUGGUGGAGGACUAAUGGACCAGGCCUUCCAGUACAUUAAAGCCAACGGGGGUCUGGAUACAGAGGAGUCCUACCCAUAUGAGGCCAUUGACGAUACGUGCCGCUUUAACCCGAGCACUGUGGGAGCCACCUGCACAGGAUAUGUUGAUAUCACCAGUGGGGAUGAAAGUGCACUACAGGAGGCUGUUGCCACAAUCGGCCCUGUAUCUGUCGCCAUCGACGCUGGACACAGCAGCUUUCAGCUCUAUGAAUCCGGUGUCUACAAUGAGCCUGAUUGCAGCAGCUCUGACUUAGAUCAUGGUGUCUUGGCUGUUGGAUACGGAAGUUCAAGUGGAGAGGACUAUUGGAUCGUCAAGAACAGCUGGGGUCUUGACUGGGGUAACAAGGGCUACAUCCUGAUGUCCAGGAACAAGAACAACCAGUGUGGCAUCGCUACUGCAUCCAGUUACCCUCUGGUUUGCCGGGUGACUGACAUCAAGGAAAUGUAUAUACUACAUACCAUCAAGUACUCAGGUUUAACCAGAUUUAAAAACAAAUGCUUUUGGAGGAAAAAUGUGGGGGAGGGCGACAGAAGAAACGAAACAGUGACGUUAGACAGUCAGUUCUGUUUUAUCUCGUGCAGUUUUUGUUCAACCUCACACUCGUGUCUUUCUCUGUACAGGAUGAGGGUUUUGGUCGUUGCUGCUGCUUUUCUGGCUGUUGCCAGCGCUGCCAGUCUUUCUCUGGAGGACUUGGAGUUUCACGCAUGGAAAAUGAAAUUUGGUAAGAUCUACCGUUCUGUGGAGGAAGAGUCUCAGCGUAAGCAGACCUGGAUGUCCAAUCGCAAACUGGUUUUGGUCCACAACAUGAUGGCAGAUCAGGGCAUCAAAUCCUACAGGCUUGGCAUGACAUACUUUGCUGACAUGAGCAACGAGGAAUACAGGCAGGUGGUGUUCCGUGGAUGCCUGGGCUCCAUGAAUAACACUAAGGCCCGUGGUGGUGCUACCUUCUUCCGGCUGAAGGAUGCUGUUGUGCUGCCCAGUUCUGUGGACUGGAGGGACAAGGGCUAUGUGACUGAUGUUAAAGACCAGGAGCAGUGUGGAUCAUGCUGGGCUUUCAGUGCAACCGGUGCCCUGGAGGGUCAGACAUUCAAGAAGACAGGAAAACUGGUGUCUCUGAGUGAGCAGCAGCUGGUGGACUGCUCUGGUUCUUUUGGGAACAUGGGCUGUGGUGGAGGACUAAUGGACCAGGCCUUCCAGUACAUUAAAGCCAACGGGGGUCUGGAUACAGAGGAGUCCUACCCAUAUGAGGCCAUUGACGAUACGUGCCGCUUUAACCCGAGCACUGUGGGAGCCACCUGCACAGGAUAUGUUGAUAUCACCAGUGGGGAUGAAAGUGCACUACAGGAGGCUGUUGCCACAAUCGGCCCUGUAUCUGUCGCCAUCGACGCUGGACACAGCAGCUUUCAGCUCUAUGAAUCCGGUGUCUACAAUGAGCCUGAUUGCAGCAGCUCUGACUUAGAUCAUGGUGUCUUGGCUGUUGGAUACGGAAGUUCAAGUGGAGAGGACUAUUGGAUCGUCAAGAACAGCUGGGGUCUUGACUGGGGUAACAAGGGCUACAUCCUGAUGUCCAGGAACAAGAACAACCAGUGUGGCAUCGCUACUGCAUCCAGUUACCCUCUGGUUUAAAGAGAAAGGUCAGCAUGAACCUGAUGCAAAUAGGUUAAAGAAGAAUGUGAACCGUUGAAUGAUUCUACAGCAAUACCUCAAAAUCAUACAUGUAUUCAGCCAGGUCUCAUGAAAAUGCUUGUGAAUCAUACACCAAAAAAACCCGAAAACUCGUUGUAUCGAUACGCAAAAAUGGACUUCGCCGUAUAUGAGACGUGUGUAUCUGGCGUGCAUAUGAUUCACAUCUAGCCCACAACCCCAAACAUCUACUGUAUAACACGAGUUUUCGUUUUUAUUCGGCGUACUAUUUAUACAAACAUUCAUGAGAUCGGGUAACUUAAUUUUAAUUACAGUUUUAAACAUUUUAAUAAAUUGACCUCAGAUGUUCUUAAUUUCAAAUCCACUAACAACAAAAACACGGUUUUUAAGAAAUAAAAAUGUGAAAAAAAAGAACUGGGGUUUAUACUUAUCGUCAUACGUAAAAUUCUCAACCUUUUGGUUGUUUAGUCUAUUAAUUCUACUUAAUAAUUCAUAAACAGCAAUGUUCAGUAAAGUGUCUGUUAAAAGACACUAAAAUACCAACGUGAUAAAGUGUUUGGGUAGAUAUAAUGAGACACGAGACACGGAGGCCUUAUUUGUUUCAUGUAUCAUUUACAGUUAAAAAGAGUUAUAAAUCUAUCGUUAUUAUACAUUAAUAAACAAUUAUUUGUGGGUA